Messenger RNA from Hyaloperonospora brassicae, 405 nucleotides. The record is from the annotation of a GenBank genome assembly. Lineage: Eukaryota; Oomycota; Peronosporomycetes; Peronosporales; Peronosporaceae.
AUGUUUCGCAUCGUUUCUCGCUCGCUAACUCACCAGCAUCAGCUUGUCACCCGCAGUAUCGUUACAUCCAGACCGCUUUUCGUGGCUCUACUGUCCUCAAAGGCGCCGCUCACGAGCCUGAACAAUGCCGCUGCUCAGGCGGACCUGAACCUCAGCGGGACGCUCGAAGAGCUCGCGGCCAGCCACUUCUCGGCGGCAUCAGCUUUUCCCGAGUUUUCACCGAUGGAGGACACGUUGUUGUCGGAAGCCGUGCUUCGAACCAAGACGCCAGCACCAGUGUACGACGCCCACGCGAAAGCGGAGCAGCAAUUGAUGGCCGAGCUGCAGCAGCACUUCUGCGAGUCCUCGAACUUUCCCGAGAAUACUCUAGCUGAGGAAGAAGCUUUACUUCAUUCGCACACGUGA